Messenger RNA from Entrophospora sp. SA101, 903 nucleotides. NCBI's taxonomy places the organism in Eukaryota, Fungi, Glomeromycota, Glomeromycetes, Entrophosporales, Entrophosporaceae. The record is from the annotation of a GenBank genome assembly.
AUGAAGGAAAAAUACAAGCAAGCAAUUACAGAAAUCAAAGAACACUACGAGAAUGAAUUGAAUAAAUGCGAGGAAGAAAAGAAGAAAAUUGACGAAUACCGUAGUGUGGAUUGGGUAAAGUAUGACGAACAAACGAAGAUAAUAAACAGAGAGCGCAAUAGAAGAAAGAAUGAAAGCGAGGAAAACAUAGCUAUAAUCAAUUACGAGAUAAGAAAGAUUGAAUACGAGGAAAUAAGGAGAGAUCAUUAUUUCAUUGAUGAAAAUGAAGACAAUGAUGUACUGAAAAAUUAUAAAAAAGCAUACCAUCAGAAAGAGACAGAUUACAAGGCAGCUAAGGAAAAAUACGCGAAAGUAACGUGGGAUAUAGUUCAAAAAUACGGUGAUGUAAGGAAUGAAUAUGAGAAAGCAAAAGAAGAAAAAAAGAAAAAAAUGACAAAAGAAAAGAAGGAAAGAAUCAAGAAAAUCAAGGAAGAAAUCAAGAAUGAAAUUGAGGAAAUCAGAAAUAAAAUAGGUUGUGAUGGAAUUGCAUUUCACGAUUAUGCCGGUGGAAGAUUCGAAAAACAAAAUGAAAUCUCCAGAUUCAAACCAAACGACCUUGAAAAAGGACUUCCUCCUCCUGAUAUUGAUCCUAUUAGGGAGAAAGUGGAAACCCCUUCAAAAGAGGAGGAAUCGAAAAAAACCCCAAUUGAGGAGGACAAUGAACUGAAGAAAAUGCAUAUUAAAGAGGAAUCGGAGGAGCUAGAGCUAAAAUGGGAGGAACAGGAAUUGUUGAAUUUGGUGAAACAUGAACUUAAUAUACUGAAACUAGAAAGACAAAAACUGAUGGAGCCGGUACAAGAAAAUAUAGCACCAAAUUACUUACAAUCUGAGGAAAAACAAACUAAUAAACAAACUACAACGUAG